CGGAGUGACCGAGCGGAACAUAACAUUCUCGUUCUGCUCCUCAGAAAAAACGAAGAAACCGGGCCAGACCAUCGACACUACGGCUGCAACAUCACCACAGCCGUACGACACACCGCACGACCGGGCGACAGGCGGCUGAUAACCGGCAACGCCUACCAGACAGCGCGGGACAUCGCCCAUAUAAGCAAAGAGCAGACUGGGAGCCAGCGCAGUCCGGCGGAGUGACCGAGCGGAACAUAACAUUCUCGUUCUGCUCCUCAGAAAAAACGAAGAAACCGGGCCAGACCAUCGACACUACGGCUGCAACAUCACCACAGCCGUACGACACACCGCACGACCGGGCGACAGGCGGCUGAUAACCGGCAACGCCUACCAGACAGCGCGGGACAUCGCCCAUAUAAGCAAAGAGCAGACUGGGAGCCAGCGCAGUCCGGCGGAGUGACCGAGCGGAACAUAACAUUCUCGUUCUGCUCCUCAGAAAAAAACGAAGAAACCGGGCCAGACCAUCGGCACUACGGCUGCAACAUCACCACAGCCGUACGACACACCGCACGACCGGGCGACAGGCGGCUGAUAACGGGCAACGCCUACCAGACAGCGCGGGACAUCGCCCAUAUAAGCAAACAGCAGACUGGGAACCAGCGCAGUCCGGCGGAGUGACCGAGCGGAACAUAACAUUCUUGUUCUGCUCCUCAGAUGAAUAACAAGAACAUGAUGACCUUUCAUCGCGAAUUUGUGUCUGUAGUCACGCAGCCAAUUGACGACGACUUCCAGAAGCUCGUUGUUGGGUUUCCCGACGGCGCCAACGUCCUUGCAGCCUACCCAGAGAUCGCCGACAACGACUGUCCUGUGGAGCCGGGAUGCCAGCUCCCUUUGGCGAUGGAAACUGUGGCGAAGACCAUUGGGGACAAGCUCGAGAAAGGCACAUACAGGACCACAGAAUUCUUCACGACCAAAUUUAUUUUCUCCAACACGUCCAAGAGUCUGUUGCUGGCCAGCGGGAAGUGCGGCCAGUGCGCCCGGUUUAUCAUUCGAUCCGUCGCCAAAGUGCAAGGGAUACAAGAGUUCCUCAAAAUUGGCGAGUGGACCCCCGCCGUUGGGCUAAAGAUGACCCACAAGCAAUUUUUUCCCGGAAUCAUGGGCAACCUCGGGGGAAUCAGGCUGACUAUCGGCGUCAUCAACGAUCCGCCGAUGUCGGUUGUCGAAAUGUCGCCGGACCGCAAGACCGUCAAGAACGUUACCGGCACAAUGGCUGACAUGGUUGAGGCGUUGGCAAAAGGACUUAACUUCACGUACACGUGGAAGGUGCCCAAAGAAGAGAUUCCGGGCUCCAAAGAAAACGGCAACUGGAACGGCCUGAUUGGAAUGCUGGCAACGGGGGAAGCGGACCUCGGGGCAUAUGGAUUCUCAGUCACAAAGGAGCGCUCGGAGGUCGUCAACUUCACAUCGGCAUACGACGAGUCGCCGUACAAGAUUCUCGUCCCAAAGCCUCGAGCAAACUACAAGUACCUUUUCCUCGACCCCUUCACGUGGGACACUUGGGUUGCUGUGCUUGUAUCGCUCGUGCUGAUUGGUCCUAUCCUCUGGGGGAUUCACUGUGCCAGUCCCUUCUACGACUACCAUGGUCUCCGCGAUAACAAGGGACUUUUUCUUCUCCAAAACUGCGAGUGGUACUGCUUUGGUGCAAUCAUCCAACAAGGUGGCAUCCAUCUCCCGGAGGCCAUCUCCGGCAGGAUCUUGGUGGGCUUCUGGUGGCUGUUCGUCAUCGUCACCUUGACCACAUACAGCGGCAACCUGGUGGCCGACCUCACCUUCCCAAAAAUACGGAAUCCCGUAGACAGUGUCGAAAACCUGGUGGCGCAUCGCGGCUACAUGCGCUGGGGAGCCUUCAAGGGACAGGCUGUUUUCGAGCUUCUCAAGAGUCAGGAGCAGGGUCCGCUCAAGGUUCUUUCUGAUCGGAUGAACGUGUUCGAGCCGAACCACGAGAUGUGGGUACUGGACCAAGUGAGGCUGGGCUACAUGGCGCUUAUCGGCAGCGAGGUCAACAUGUUCCACUACCUCGGGAGGGAACUCAACAGAACUGGAGAAUGUGACUUUGCUGUGGCCCGGGGCGAGGUCAUCCGAGACGUCAAGUCGCUCGCCGUCGCUCCAAACUUCGCCUUCCUCGAAAGGCUGAACAACGAGCUGAAACGGCUUGUCGAAUCAGGCCUGGUGAUGCGCUGGAAAAAAAAGUACUGGCCCCAGGACAACGAGUGCACGGUGGAAUCCAAGCCACAGGCCGGCGACAUCCGCAAGAUCACUUUGCGCCACAUGACCGGCUCCUUUUGGGUGCUGGGAGUAGGCUUUUUCUCCUCCUUCGCGGCCCUCUUCGUCGAAUUUGUGCGCCGGAAGAGAGAACUGACGGCGCCGCCGACCCACAAGCCCCCGACAGUCAUCCACACCAAGAGCCCCUUCUUCACAAGAACCGAAUACUCGGGCAAGGACACGCUGACCACGGACCGCUUCGCCACCGACUACGGAGGCCGGGGACCGAGGGACAACGCGGGCUUCGCCUUCAGUCCGCCCAACAGCCCGUUCCGCUAUAACGGCUACCCCAACAACCGAAGUGACCUGAUCCCGUACAACUACCCAGCACGGCGGUACUAAGCAACGUCCGAACCCCGCUGAAUCCGAGGGCCACGGCUGCAGCCCAGACAGCACUAUUUUCACUUUGUAGGCCUGUAGAUGUUUGCAGUGUCCUCAUCACACGAUGACACUUUAAAUGAGAUUGGUAAAGAGAGGGGGGAGGGAUCAGUGAUCUGAGAGGCAAUAUGUUGACGUUCUUGAAAACUUUGAGUCAGGCAAGUAGACGAUGGACAGCGCUGGAAAUGGAUGGACAGCGCUGGCAAUGUCUCGAAGACAGCAUACAUAUUUCAGGUCUAACAUUCAAAAGAGUAUUUAUAAAGCUAAGGAGCAUCCUUGUGUGAAAAGUGAAAGAGAACGCUUCAGAUGACCCAUAGACCCAUAUAUUGUUCAAAGAUAAGUUAAAGAACGCUCUUUACUUAGGCACAUACAGAGUUGGCACAGGGAAGGCUUACAGUUUGCAGACGGCAUAACUGAAAGCAUGUCUUCACGAAGAAAGAAAUGAACUUUGGAAGUGAAAUUAAGCUCUCUGUGUUGCAAUACAUGCGUCAGUGAUCCGACUAUCGAUUCCGAUAGUUCAAGCUUGUCCGUCGAGCAACUGCCGUUUAAGGUUGCGCUUUCACAGCUGAGAUUUUUCAAAAGGUUUUUGGUUUAGUUUUUAAAAACAAAAACAAAAAAGAGGAAUGAAUUGCUCUGUAAAAUUAUUGAAGUUUUAGUGAGCUUGUCGGGGCAACGUAUCAUAAGUCAGUAAGAAAAAAUUAACUGAGAUAAGGAGAAUCUUAAAAAUUGCAACGAGCCAAGUGUCUUUUUCUUAAAAACGUACAAUUUGCGUAUUUUCCAGGCCAUGGACUUUACAUGCUUGAAAGUUUUCGGCUGUGCAGACUAUCUACCCGUGCAGACUCUAUUUGGUUUUUCAAGAUGGUCCAGUAUGACGAGACAUGACGGAUUUUGUGAAGAAAAAUGUAGGUUAUUUAUGUAUAAUACAAGGUUCUUUGCGAUUUAAGAAAGCAGAUGUUUGUCAAGGUGUGCCGUGUAGGAGAAGCUUUUCGUGUCGACUAAGCACCAGGUUUGGACUAUGCACGGCGUGCGGACUAUCUAAGCAAAAACGUUUUUUCGGCAUAAAUUGUCCCCUGCGAACUACACACGGGUGCGAACUAUAGCCCAGAAAAUACGAGGCCAGUUUUCCCAUAAAUGUAAUGACCCCAUAGCGCUAUGCUGUUUAAAAUACAAAAUACUAAGUCCUAGUAUUUUUAUAAACUCUUUUUAAAUGAAAAUUUUUGCGAAAGUCUAUUUCGCAUUUAAAAUAUUCGAAAACUACAUUUAUAAGACAUGUAGCAUGGUGCCGGAAAAUGGCAUCGUGAAAUUUAUGUGGAAAUAAUUUUUAAUCGUUAGUAUAUCUUAGAAAUAAAAUCACCAUUUUAAAUUACAAAUUUUCUUGGAGAAGCGUCAAAUUUAUGUGCACCUUCAUUAAUUUUUUUUUU
Ixodes scapularis (black-legged tick) is the source of this 4103-nucleotide messenger RNA. RefSeq names its product ionotropic receptor 93a. The coding region runs from base 697 to 2646 and encodes 649 amino acids. The transcript has 11 exons. NCBI's taxonomy places the organism in Eukaryota, Metazoa, Arthropoda, Arachnida, Ixodida, Ixodidae. Gene Ontology annotation, cellular component: membrane. The record is from RefSeq and is a predicted model, not a curated record. Gene Ontology annotation, biological process: monoatomic ion transport. Gene Ontology annotation, molecular function: glutamate-gated receptor activity.